AUUAGACUUUAUUCUAGUGUAUGUAUCUACCAGUUAUGGAUGUGUGCCGUUAAUUAAGUCUGUUACUCAGUCUGUUGAUUCAUCGUUAGCACCGAUAUUAGCAUGAAUACAAGGGGUGGGGUUUACAGAGUGUUGUCGGGUUUUAAACCAGUAUUUAUCUGGUUAGCCUUUAAGGUAGACAUCUCAGACCGUGGUGCAGCGGAAUGAUUGUCUCAAUAAAGUUGUUGGGAUAUAAAUGAAACAUGUAAACAUUGAUUUUCUUUGUCACUACACUACAACGGUUCCGAAUGUUUCUACUUCCGGUCCUCUCUGUGUGUGUGUGCGGUCAGGAGAGCCAGUUUAACAGCAGCCAGUCAGCCCUCACUGGUUAGAUACAGUGUUUCUCCAGCCUGUUGUGCACCUACAUCACAGUGAAUCUGCCGUUUGUCAGAUAUGGCCAACAUUCAACAGUCCACAGACGGCACGGACCGGUCCGACCUGGUUUCGGAAGAUGGCAAGAACAGCAAAACUGUGGUGUGUCAACGCUGCGGAUCCAAAGUGCUGUGUCCGGGGAUGGCUGUGUUCGCAGAGAAAGAGCUGUUCCUACCAUCCAUGCGGAAAAAGAGCGGCCUCAGCACCACGGAGGGCUCAGUGGACGGGGACACUCUGACCGCCCACUGGUUUGUGGACGACAUGUACACUUUUGAGAAUGUGGGCUUCACUAAGGACGUGGGGAGAAUCAAGUAUCUCAUCUGUGCAGAUUGUGAGAUUGGACCAAUCGGCUGGCACUGUUUGGAUGACAAGAAAAGUUUCUACGUCGCUGUAGAAAGGGUGAAUCACACAUAGUCUAAAUGCAUAUGUGAGCCCACAUGAACUUUAAAUAUUGUGUUGGCAGGCUAUGCAUCUUUUCAUGGAUUUACUCCCAGAGUUGAUCCCAACCUAAUCCAUCAUACAAACACUUACAUAUACUGGUUAGCGUACGUUGUUUAUUGUAACAGGACUGUGUCCCUCUCAUUCCCCCCUAUCACACUAACAACAGUAUGAUCAUCAUGUUCUAAUAAAGAUGUUUUUUGGGAAUCUGA
Anoplopoma fimbria (sablefish) is the source of this 1061-nucleotide messenger RNA. RefSeq names its product RAB interacting factor (gene rabif). Lineage: Eukaryota; Metazoa; Chordata; Actinopteri; Perciformes; Anoplopomatidae. The record is from RefSeq and is a predicted model, not a curated record. The coding region runs from base 433 to 825 and encodes 130 amino acids. The transcript is spliced from 2 exons. Gene Ontology annotation, cellular component: cytosol; membrane. Gene Ontology annotation, biological process: post-Golgi vesicle-mediated transport; small GTPase-mediated signal transduction. Gene Ontology annotation, molecular function: zinc ion binding; guanyl-nucleotide exchange factor activity.